AUGCUGUCCUUGCUGCUCUGCGGACUGUCCCUCGCUCUCCCACCCUUUGUCCGAGCAGAUGCAUGCAAGGAUGUUAGUUUGCAAAAUGAGGCACCUUCAGCAGGCCAACCUUUUGCUUUUGACUGUACACACCCACCACUAACAUCUGGGAAAGUACAUGUAACAUGGUAUAAAUAUCCUAGCAAAAUCCCAGUAUCCAAAAACACACAGUCUAGAAUUCACCAGGAGCAAAACUGGAUUUUGUUUCUCCCCCUGACACAGGAGGACUCUGGGAUCUACCAAUGUGUUAUAAACGGCACAGACACCUGUCACAGAAUACAUGUUAACCUCACCGUGUUAAGAAAAGACUGGUGUGGUAUUUCUGGAAAUGGCCAGCUGAUUUUAUCAGAUGAAUACAAACAAAUACUUCACGCAGGAAGGGACGACAGCCUUACCUGUCAUCUGAACUUCCCACAGAGUUGUGUUUUAGAUUCACUGAAGUGGUAUAAGGACUGUGAAGAGAUUAAAGGAGAACGGUUUAUUUCCUGGGAAAUGAAACUUUCAGUGAGCAAUGUUUCGGCAGAGGACGGAGGGAGCUAUGCAUGUCAAGCCCGACUGACACACAUAGGGAAACAGUACACUGUUUUAAACAGCAUCACGGUGAAUAUUGCAGAAACAAAUGGAUAUGCAGGAAGAAUUCCUAAAAUCAUUUAUCCAAAAAACAAUUCAAUUGAAGUACAACUGGGCUCCCCUCUUAUUGUGGACUGCAAUAUCACAGACACUAGGGAUAAUACAAAUCUCCGGUGCUGGAGAGUCAACAACAUGUUGGUGGAUGAUUAUUAUAAUGAAUCCAGACGCAUCAGAGAAGGAUUUGAAUCACACAUUUUUUUCCAGAAAGAUAUUUUUUACACAGUGAACAUAACCUUCUUGGAAGUGAAAAUGGAAGAUUAUGGCCAUCCUUUUGUCUGUCACGCUGGAGUGUCCGCAGCAUAUUUUAUUUUAAAACUCCCAGUUCCAAAUGUUCAAGCUUACUUGAUAGGAGGACUUCUCGCCUUGGUAGGCGCAACAGCGUCUGUCAUGUACCUCUACAACAUUUUUAAGAUCGACAUUGUACUCUGGUAUCGAAGUGCUUUCCAUUCUCCCGGGAGCAAAGAAGAUGGCAAGAUCUAUGAUGCCUAUGUCUUAUACCCUAAGCCUCAAAGAGAAAUCCAGAGCCAUGAGGUAGACACACUGGUGUGGAAGAUUCUGCCUGAGGUGCUGGAGAGGCAGUGUGGAUAUAAAUUAUUUAUAUUUGGCAGGGAUGAAUUUCCUGGACAAGCGGUGGCCAACGUCAUCGACGAAAACAUCAAGCUAUGCCGGAGGCUGAUCAUUGUCUUAGUUCCCGAAUCCCUGAGCUUUGACAUGUUAAAGAACAUGUCGGAAGAACAAAUUGCAGUCUACAAUGCACUCAUCCAGGAUGGGAUGAAGGUCAUCUUGAUUGAACUAGAGAAGGUCAAGGACUACACGGCCAUGCCGCAGUCAAUUCAGUACAUCAAGCAGAAGCACGGGGCCAUCCAGUGGAGUGGGGACCUCACAGAACAGUCACAGUGUGCCAAGACCAAGUUCUGGAAAAAAGUGAGGUACCACAUGCCACCCAAAAGGCCUCCACCAUCUUCUUCCGCCCAGCCACUGAAGCACAUGUCCUGACCCCUCCUGGUUGGCUAGUGGGGGGCCGACAUGGGGUUGGUCACCUGUGAUGGCAUUGUUGGCAAGAGGUGGUUCACGGAUGGCAUGGAUGCCUGGCAUUUGGGCCGUCGGCUUGAAGCUUGCCGUUGUGUCCUUGUUGUGGCAGG
This is a messenger RNA of Enhydra lutris kenyoni (northern sea otter), 1811 nucleotides long. It is a transcript of the gene IL36R, whose product is annotated as interleukin 1 receptor like 2. The coding region runs from base 1 to 1665 and encodes 554 amino acids. Lineage: Eukaryota; Metazoa; Chordata; Mammalia; Carnivora; Mustelidae. Gene Ontology annotation, biological process: signal transduction; regulation of inflammatory response. The record is from RefSeq and is a predicted model, not a curated record. The transcript is spliced from 10 exons. Gene Ontology annotation, molecular function: interleukin-1, type I, activating receptor activity.